AAUCGAGGCGCUGAACGAGUCCAAUCCACAAUUCGAACAAGUGAAGCGUUCGAAGAGAAUGAACCACGACGAGAGUUGAACUCGAUCCGUUCGGAUGUUCGUUCGAAAGCGGCCAUGUUCGACGAUGUUGCGAUGCGUUAUGGGCAGCAAGCUGGAAAUGAUGUUCAAGCGAUGAUGGGUUCACGUUAUCGGUCACGAUCCGCACCACGUUCCGAGUCACCGAACAUGUACAUACCACAACCAGAUUACAACGAUUAUGAGCCAAUCUCUGUGGACACAUCGUCAGCGCAAAACAACAACAACAACGAUACCAAUCGUUAUUUUGGUUUUCGUUCAACGGAUGACUUCGCAAAUAGCACCACAAUGAGUCCAAGUGAACGGCGACUACGUAAAUUUGAGGUAGUCGUGUGA
Anisakis simplex (herring worm) is the source of this 411-nucleotide messenger RNA. Lineage: Eukaryota; Metazoa; Nematoda; Chromadorea; Rhabditida; Anisakidae. The record is from the annotation of a GenBank genome assembly.